Molecule: messenger RNA, 1116 nt
Organism: Kalmanozyma brasiliensis GHG001
Lineage: Eukaryota; Fungi; Basidiomycota; Ustilaginomycetes; Ustilaginales
Product: CDP-alcohol phosphatidyltransferase
Exons: 1
Coding region: 1-1116 (371 amino acids)
Biological process (GO): cardiolipin biosynthetic process
Cellular component (GO): mitochondrion; membrane
Molecular function (GO): cardiolipin synthase activity
Source: RefSeq, a predicted model, not a curated record
AUGACGCUCAACGUCGGAGUGAUGUGGUCCACCUCGGCGAUGCGGGCCGUCGCAGCGAGCAGGAUGACGACGCGAGCAAUAACGGGCUUCCGCUCGCCGGCAUCUUCAGCAACCCUCUUCUCGGCAGCGUCUCUGCAUACGAGCUCACGCAAAGCGGAGCGACCGCUUCAUGCCUGUUCAAUUCAGUCGAGGAGAUUCUCGCUCUCGUCGCAGCCAUCAAGUCUGCUCUCACGGACGGAGCGUCAACCCUCGAUACGCAGCCUUCUCCUCCAGUCGCGGCUCUUUUCGUCCUCCUCACUCUUCCGCGCACCCUCAAAUCCACUGCCAACACCGACGCCACCCUCCACUUCCUCAUCGCCGUCACCAAAACAGCCGCUCUCCGAAGACAUCCUGACCAUCCCCAACCUGCUCACGAUCUCGCGGCUCCUCGUCACGCCCUACAUUGGCUAUUUGGUCGCGACCCACCAAUUCCCGGUAGCAGUAAGCCUGCUCUUCAUCGCCUCCCUCACAGACCUUCUCGAUGGGUGGCUCGCCCGUCGCACCGGCAAGUAUACCGUUUUUGGUAGCAUCGCCGACCCUGCAGCCGACAAAGCGUUGGUCACGACCAUGGUCAUCUCCCUUGCACUCUCCGGAAUGCUCCCUUGGUCCCUGGCGACGGUCAUUCUCGGUCGCGAUCUCGCCCUGGUCAUCUCGGCGUUCAUUAUCCGGUAUCGAACACUGGAGCCACCGAAAACGUUUGCGCGGUACUGGAACCCCAGUCUACCCAGCGCCACCGUCACGCCGACCCAGAUCAGCAAGUACAAUACUUUCCUACAGCUCCUCUUGUUGGGAUUGUUGACGUUGUACCCCGUACUGUUCCCUGGACAGGCUAGUCCGACAAUGACGUUCGAGACGAGCAAGAAGGUGGACGCCCAGGAAGAGCAAGGACCGGUGAAGGUGAGCGAGCAGACGAAGGGGUGGGUGGACAAGGCGAUCACGGUGCUCAUGUGGGUCGUGGGGGCUACGACGGUUUGGUCUGGCGCUGGGUACCUGGGCGGCGCGGGGACAGGGAAGGUGCUAGCAGCGAGAGCACAGAAGGUGCGCGAGAGCAUCAAGAAGGCUGCGCCACCCUCGUAG